Messenger RNA from Aethalodelphis obliquidens (Pacific white-sided dolphin), 595 nucleotides. It is a transcript of the gene TTR, whose product is annotated as transthyretin. NCBI's taxonomy places the organism in Eukaryota, Metazoa, Chordata, Mammalia, Artiodactyla, Delphinidae. The record is from RefSeq and is a predicted model, not a curated record. Gene Ontology annotation, biological process: purine nucleobase metabolic process. Gene Ontology annotation, molecular function: thyroid hormone binding.
AUGGCUUCUUCCCGUCUGUUCCUCCCUUGCCUCGCUGGACUGGUAUUUGUGUCUGAGGCUAGCCCUGUGCUCUCUGCCCAGGCCUCUGGUGAAUCCAAGUGUCCUCUGAUGGUCAAAGUCCUAGAUGUGGUCCAGGGCAUUCCUGCUGUGAACGUGGGCGUGCAAGUGUUCAAAAAGGCUGCUGACGAGACCUGGGAGCCGUUUGCCUCGGGGAAGACCAGUGAAUUUGGGGAGCUCCAUGGGCUCACAACAGAUGAAAAACUUGUAGAAGGAAUAUACAUAGAAUUAGACACCAAAUCCUACUGGAAGUCACUUGGCUUUUCCCCUUUCCAUGAAUAAGCAGAGGUGGUGUUCACAGCCAACGAGUCUGGCCACCGCCACUAUACCAUCAUGGCCCUGCUCAGCCCCUGCACCUACUCCACCACGGCCCUCAUCAGCAGCCCCAAGGAGUGAGGGGCACCUGCUUCGGUGGACCUGCAGGAUGAGGGACAGGACUUCGUGUAACCAACAGCAUUCCAUUUUUAUUAAAGCAGGGCUCUCACUUUAUAGGCUAUGUUAGAAACUCGGGCAGAGACAAUAAAACAUUCCUAUUAAA